AAUAUUAGAAGAAAAUAAAACGAAUAACACCAGCCAAGGGGAAACAGCUUACUCACUUUUCAACAAAUAAAUCCAACUGCUCGCGAAUUUAAUGACCAUUUAAUCUGGUCACAUUAGGCAGAGAAUGUCCUCUAGACAUCAACAAAGAACGCAACAAUGACGCAACAAUGAGAUAUGAUAAGACGGCAAGCAUGGACAUUUGCAAUCGGCACCAAACCAAUGUUUCCCCGUGAGUAUAAUGGUUUUAUCAUUUACGUGAUAAAAUGUCUUAAGUACACAUUGGGCCAUGACUGUUUACAUCUCGUGAACACCGUCCAUAGCAAACAUAUGAAUGAUAAUGAGUGUAAAAGAACAAUAAUAUAAAAAGUCAUGAAUACAAUGACCGGCUCCAUAUCCUUCCAGUGAACCAGUAUGGUAGGAAGUGGCAAGACCUCAGUUGCUGCCCGUGUGCAGGAUCAGCCGAGCCGAUGGGGCAUUGUUGUCGUCGUUGCCGCCCACAUGAGCCUGGCGCUGAUUGCAUUUUGUCAGAGCUCUGGCAGUGUCUUCUAUCUGAGCUGGAGGAGCGAAUUUGACACGAACGCCAAGGAGACUGCGGCCAUCUCCAGUAUCAUGACCUGUGUCUGCAGCUUCAGUAUGUUUGUUGGCGGUGUUAUGACCCAACGCUGUGGUUGCAAGCUGGUCGGUAUUAUAGGAGGAGUGUUGACAACGCUUGGUAUGUUAGACAGCGUCUGGGUGCAAAACAUCUCCCAGUUGUACCUCACAGCCGUUGUAACAGGCGUUGGUCUUGGAAUAUGGCUAAGAACACUGCGUUGGUCGCUGUCGCUCUACACUUCAAGAAUGGAUACACUACAGCCAACGCCCUGGCGUGCUCUGGUAGUGGUACAGGGAAAAUGGCAGCGCCGCCAUUAAUCCAGCUUCUCCUUGACUAUUUUGGCUUAAGAGGGGCGUUGCUAGUUACCUCCGCAAUUGUGGCAAACAUGGUAGUAUUCGGCACACUCUUUCGGAAACCUCGAACAGAUCGGAAAUCAGAACUGGAUCACAGAUCAAUUGAUAAACUCACAGAGAGGACAGACGUGGAUUUUCAAAUCGUACACGCAAAUGAUGCAGUUGAGAUGGCUUUGGAAAGCCAUAGUUCGUCGGACGAUUCAGAUGCUACAAUGAACCAUUCAGAGACACACACAAAUAUAGAAGAAGGCCAAUGAAAUGUCUCAUCUACUACUCACAAUACCAGCUUCCGUGCAUGGAAAUUGAAACUCGAUCCCAUUAGGGCGACCGACUUAUUAACACAAAAGUACUAGAUAGCCAAAUAAUUAGGGCGACACGGCAUAACGCAAAAGAACUAGCUAGCCAAAUAAUUUUAGCGUCGCAAAUUGGCUUAAUCGAUUGCUGUUGGUCCAAAACGUAAACAUACCAAAAUUUGUUUGGGUCGGAUAAGGUAAAAUUGGGUAAGGUCACAUUAAAGUUUUGUACACAUGUCUAUGGCACGUCGUUCACCAUCGGCCAUCGCACGACAGGUCUGACGAUUUGAAAGGAAAUCAACGGCAGCGCCGUCUGACGAUUAGCCUGGCCCGCCCUUCCUCGACUUUCUGAUAUUCUACGCCGCAACUAUAAAG
Patiria miniata (bat star) is the source of this 1613-nucleotide messenger RNA. RefSeq names its product monocarboxylate transporter 6-like. Gene Ontology annotation, biological process: monocarboxylic acid transport. Bases 412 to 909 code for a protein of 165 amino acids. The transcript is spliced from 3 exons. Gene Ontology annotation, molecular function: monocarboxylic acid transmembrane transporter activity. NCBI's taxonomy places the organism in Eukaryota, Metazoa, Echinodermata, Asteroidea, Valvatida, Asterinidae. The record is from RefSeq and is a predicted model, not a curated record.